Messenger RNA from Didymodactylos carnosus, 393 nucleotides. Lineage: Eukaryota; Metazoa; Rotifera; Eurotatoria; Philodinida; Philodinidae. The record is from the annotation of a GenBank genome assembly.
AUGUGGUGCGGUGACGUGCCUGAUGAAUUGAAAGAAUUAUCAAUCGCCGAAUUAAAAUUAAUAUCAGUUUACCGUCAUAGUAGAUGUGUUGCUAAGUUAGUCACAAAAAACUCACGAGAUCCAUCUACUCAACAGUCGAAAACACAAGGGAACGUGAUAACCUUUCCACAAGAUGUACCAGAAAUAGUUAGAAAGCUUCCACUAUCGCUAAAUGAUUUGUGUGAUAGCAUCAAAAUAAUCUUCGUGGGCGAAAAUCCACCAGAGAAAAAGGAAUUCGCGGUGUUUAGGGUACGUAAACAGAAGGUACUCAGUGCGUUAAAAUGGCUCAAAAAAUACAAUCCAUUUUACGAAGAUAUUAAUAUUGAUAUGUAUAAUGUCGGUUGUUUGUUGUGA